UCCUGACCUCAGGUGAUCCACCUGCCUCAGCCUCCCGAAGUGCAGGCAUGAGCCACCGCACCCGGCCCAGAAUAAUUUUUGUAAUGACAGUAUUACUUGGUAAGCAGCAAAACUUUGAAUUUGCCAUCUGAGGAAUUUAAAUGUAAUCUAUGCAAUUGAGUCAGAUUCUGCAUAGAUACUGAAGUAAAUUAAAGUUGGGCUUCUUCAUUUCCUUGUGGGCCCAAAUCUCUCUUUCCUGUUUGGUGAGUGCAGCACGGUGUUUCCUGCCGCAAGCUGGUGGAGCUGAGUAGCCCAUCAUGGUCCAUGAAUGGCUGCUGCUGGUGGCUGGAGAACACAUCACAUUUGGGGAUGUCAUCUGAAGUUUCUAGGCAUAUUCUCCUAGUGACUGUCCCAUUAAUGAAAACUGAGCUAUCAAGAGUCUUUCAUUGGGUAAUCUUUCCUUCAUUUGUGGUAGUUUAAAGAACUUUUACCUAGUGUCUUCUCAGUUCCUCCUCAUCUGCAUAAUAAACAGAUUGAUGAGCCAGGAGACCCUUAAUAGGCAAAAUAUAAAUAAAUGUAAACUUUGGCCCACCCUGUCAGAAUUAACGAAAAUAAUGAAGUUUAGAAUAGUGAGGUUUUAUUGUAGCAUUAUAAUUUCUGACUGGCGGGUUAAAAUUGUUUUGAAUAUUGUUUCAGGGGAAUGUGAGGUUUGAAGAAACAGAAUGUUUGCCACCAGGUGAGGUAAACUAUGCAUUUUUGUUUUAUCUUUUUGCUUAUAAGUCAGAGCUCUUUUCCUGGAGGUGCGAUGUUAUAAAAAUAGAAACUUAAUUAUGGUCGUAUGUCAUAUUUUAAAGUGUCUUGGAGAUUAAUUACUCAGAAACUAGUCUCAAGUUUUUGGAACUGAAAAUCUUUAGAUGGGAGCUGGGCACUGUGGCUCACACCUGUGGUGUCCCAGCUACUCAGGUUGGGGCAGAAGGAUUGUUUGAACCUAUGAGGUGGAGGCUGCAGUGAGCCCUGAUCAUGCAGCUGCACCACAACCUGGAAGUGGGCACGCUUGAGUUAAUGGCUUCAAGCAGAUUUUAGAGCAGUAAAAGUUGAGCGUACAAAUUUGCAGUGGUUGCAAACCCAUGCAUUGUAAUAGUUGUAGUUAGGCUUUUUAAAGUAACAGAGCUGACUUUUUGGGAGGAUAUUUUUAUUUGGUUUUUAAGAAAUUUCACUUUUGGCUGCUUACUGUUUUGGUGAGUUGGGGAAUCUGAGGGAAGAUUAACAGGUAGUUACAGAACACUUGUGGAAGGAAAUGUUUAAAGUCUCUUCUGAUGUCUGAAGCAUAGGUAUGUAUUACUGCUUUGCACAUAUCCAGUGUACUCCUAAGCUGGUAGAAAUGGCAUGUUGUCUGAUGUCUGAAGCAUAGGUAUGUAUUACUGCUUUGCACAUAUCCAGUGUACUCCUAAACUGGUAGAAAUGGCAUGUUGUCUGAUGUCUGAAGCGUAGGUAUGUGUUACUGCUUUGCACAUAACCAGUGUACUCCUAAACUGGUAGAAAUGGCAUGUUACCACAGUUCUCUGUUUCAUGGACUCCUGAGGGGGAAGUCCUUGAAGCCCUUUCUGGGGCUAAGAGGUAAAGAUGACUUCUGCAUAAUAAUAGUCUAAUAGUACAGGCCUUUUCUGUUGAGUUUGACAUUUGCACCAGUGGCACAGGGCAGAUUGGAGCCCUCUUCAGCACCGUGCAUGGGCACCAAAUGUUUAGAAUAUGCCAGUUUUCCCAAAUAAUGUCCCUGAUGAUGCAGUAAAUAUUAAUUUUAUUCAUUCGGAACCCUCGGAACCCGGAAACAUACAUCUUUUUUACUUUUGCUGUGAUUAAAUGUCAAGUUACAUAUAAAGCUUCUGCUGCAUCCCCACGUGGGUACUGUCCACGCACAGCCCUAGGGGAUUGAGCUGGGAGCUGAGUCGUCUCGGAAAUGCUAUCUGUCCCUGACAGAACAACAGACGGAGGACAGUUUUCAGACUCAGCUUGUGGCAGGCGUUUUGUCCAAAACGAGUGAUGUCUCAAAGAAAAAACGAACAUUAUUUGUUGCUAAGGAUAAAAUUUGAGCUUUGGGGUGAAAAUUGAAAUUUUAGAAAACUUGUACCUGCCAUUGUAAACUUGAUGGCUUUCUAGUAAUUAAAGUCUUCUUGGAGAUUGGACCCGACAUUAUCGGCCAGGUGAGGUGACUCACACUUGUAAUCCCAGCACUUUGGAGGCCGGAGGUGGGUAGAUCACUUGAUCCCAGGAGUUUGAGACCAGCUUGGGCAACAUAGUAAGACCCUGUCUCUACAAAAAAAAAUGCAAAAAUUACCUGGGCAUGGUGGCAUGCACCUGUAGUCCCAGCUACUGGGGAGGGUGAGGUGGGAAGACCGCUUUGAGCCUGGCGGUGGUGUGGGUGGGGGAGGUGCUGAGGCUGCAGUGAGCCUUGAUUGCACCACUGCACUCCAUCCUGGGCAACAGGAAAGAAAAAAAAUGUUUGUUUUAUGCUAUCCGGUGAGAUGUGUGGACAUUGAGAAUCUCUGUCUGUAACUUGAACCUGUGUCAUCCAGGUGACCAGCAUGCACAUGGGUCCAGAGUGCAAGGACAUGUUCAGAGUGAACACAGCAGUCAGUUUUCAUGAAAGAAAGGGAGAAGUUCCUUGACAAAGGCUUCAAAUUCUGUUUCAGCUAACUUUUAUGAAACUGCUACUUGGCGAGAGUUGGUGUAGUAUCAAUGAACAUCCAGUUAUGUGAAGAUGGUUACAAUACUCCAUUCUAAAGACCUAUCUGUGUGAGGCAAGAUUUUGAUGACGUGUUUUAGCUGAAACACUCCAUGGGAACAGAUUGAAGGCAGAAGUAGACAUGAACAUGGAGCUGUCUUCGGUUAUGCCAGAAAUUUGCAAAAAUAUACAACAGGGUCACUCUUCCUGUUCAUUUUUGUUUGUUUUAGAAAUAACUUUCAUUAAAGAUACUGUUAAUGUAUUAAUAGGUUUAUUUUUAAUACAUACUUAGAAUUUUGAAAAUAGCAAUACAUUCCACAUAAACAAAAGCUCUUUGGUGUUCUCAACUUGUAAAAGUGUCUUGAGACAAAAGGUUUGAGAGCCGCCAUUCAAGCAUUUGGAAGUCAGUGUGUGUCCUCUGCUUGAAUCACCGCUCGUCAGCUGCUUCUGGUUGAUAGAAAAUAAAGCAGUUUUCAGCUGGGGAAAAAAAAGUGCUUAGAAAUGUAGAAAUAUUUGGUACAUUCUGUUUUAACCUGUAGUUUGUUCACUUCCCAGUUUCAAGGAUACCCACAUUUUUCUUUCUGGGGAAAAGUUGUUACUGAUAGAAUAUGGUUGCAGUUUUAUGAGCACGUUCCCCUGUGAUGUGCUGUGUAGUGUGUAGAAUUACACACUAAUUCUACACACAAAAAGUUGUGUUAGAACAGUUUUUUUGCUUGUGCCUUGAUAUACAUGUUUUUAUUUUAAAAGGUGGCUGAAAUGUUAUAGUAAAUUUUCUCUGUUGAAGACAUUAUGAAAUCAAUUUUGUAAAUAUAAAGUGAUCUGAUCUUUUCCGAAGGUAUAUCCUUCAUUGAAUUCUACUUAACAGAAAUAACUACAUUUUUCUGAUUACUCAGAACUCAAAUCUAGUAGCGUGUUUAUUUAGCAGAUUAACAUAAAUUGAAUUUUUAAAAAUCAGUUUUCAUUCCUGAGAACUUCUUAAUUUCUUUGCUUUUAUAGAUGUUCAGUGUUGGCUGGGCACGGUGGCUCGUUCAUGUACUCCCCAAAACUCUGGAGGCUGAGGCAGGAGGAUUGCUUGAGGCUAGCAGUUCAAGACCAGCCUAGAUAACAUAGCAAAACCCUGUCUCUAAAAGAAUUUUUUUCAAAAAUUAGCUGGGCAUAGUGGCACGCAUCUGUAGUCCCAGUUGCUCAUGAGGCUAAGCCAGGAGGGUCACUUGAGCCCAGGAGUUUGAGACUGUAGUGAGCCAUGAUUGGGCCACUGCACUCCAGCCUGGGCAACAAAGCAAGAUGCCAGCUCUUUAAAAAGUAAAAUAAAAUAAAUUAAAUGUUCAGUGUUGCAAAAUAUAAAAGUUUAUUUCCAGUGUUUUCUGAGCAGUUGUUUCUGAAUUCUUGAAGUAAUUGUUUUGAGGAUGAUAGUUUUACCACAUUGAAGAGAUGGUGAGUAUGACGAUGCCAUUUUGCUGAUCAGAGGGAAUGCCUGUCUUAUUUUUAUUUUUUGUAGAGACAGGGUAUCUACAUGGUGACAUGUUGUCUGGGCUGGUCUUGAACUCCUGGGCUCAAGCAGUCCUCCCAAGCAGCUAGGAUCACAGAUGCGAAACACUGUGCCCAGUUGUCACUGUCCCUUUAAAAGGAGGGGAGUUGGAAUGUUUGUCCCUUUGUUCUGAGGUUGCCAGGGAGACCACAGAGGCAAGGCAGUUGGUCUUGAGGCUGAGGAAGAGGUGAGAGCUGGGGCUCAGCUUGGAAGUGUGGGCUUUGGGGCAAGGACCUAGCUAGAAAUUUUGGCACCUGGAACCUUUGAGUGUUGUGAUGUGACUGUUUGAAAGAGGAUAUAAGAGAAGUGUUUUUUAAAUACACGUGGUGAACUGUAUCGUGUUGAUUUUAGAGCUUACUCCACGGGAACAGCCUCUAGAUAAUCUGAGUUGUUGAAAAUACGAAGCCUGUUACUCGUGAACAGUGGCUGACAACAGUGGUGUUGUGAGCCUGGCUGUCUGCUUGGACCCAGAGGUUUCAUCUGCCGGGGUUUUUGGUUGUAUUUAGGAUUUCAGGGAAAAGUGUCCAAGCUUUCAGUGUUGGAGCAGGUAUGGACGACAAAGGCGACCCGAGCAAUGAGGAGGCACCUAAGGCCAUCAAACCCACCAGCAAAGAGUUCAGGAAAACAUGGGGUUUUCGAAGGACCACUAUCGCCAAGCGAGAGGGCGCAGGGGACGCGGAGGCUGACCCACUGGAUCCGCCACCCCCACAGCAGCAGCUGGGCCUGUCCCUGCGGCGCAGUGGGAGGCAGCCCAAGCGCACUGAGCGCGUGGAGCAGUUCCUGACCAUUGCGCGGCGCCGCGGCAGGAGGAGCACGCCUGUCUCCCUGGAGGAUUCUGGUGAGCCCACGUCCUGCCCUGCCACAGACGCUGAGACAGCCUCUGAGGGCAGCGUGGAAAGCGCUUCUGAGACCAGAAGCGGCCCCCAGUCUGCUUCCACAGCUGUGAAGGAACGACCAGCCUCUUGUGAAAAGGUGAAAGGAGGGGAUGACCACGAUGACACCUCCGAUAGUGACAGCGAUGGCCUGACCUUGAAAGAGCUUCAGAAUCGCCUUCGCAGGAAGCGGGAACAGGAACCCACCGAGAGGCCCCUGAAAGGGAUCCAGAGUCGCCUGCGGAAGAAGCGCCGAGAGGAAGGUCCCGCCGAGACUGUGGGCUCCGAGGCCAGUGACACUGUGGAGGGCGUCCUGCCCAGUAAGCAGGAGCCCGAGAACGAUCAGGGGGUUGUGUCCCAGGCUGGGAAAGAUGACAGAGAGAGUAAGUUGGAGGGAAAGGCGGCUCAGGACAUUAAAGAUGAGGAGCCUGGAGACUUGGGCCGACCGAAGCCUGAAUGUGAGGGUUACGACCCCAACGCCCUGUAUUGCAUUUGCCGCCAGCCUCACAACAACAGGUUUAUGAUUUGCUGUGACCGCUGUGAAGAAUGGUUUCAUGGCGAUUGUGUGGGCAUUUCUGAGGCUCGAGGGAGGCUUUUGGAAAGGAAUGGGGAAGACUAUAUCUGCCCAAACUGCACCAUUCUGCAAGUGCAGGAUGAGACUCAUUCAGAAACCGCAGAUCAGCAGGAAGCUAAAUGGAGACCUGGAGAUGCCGAUGGCACCGACUGUACGAGUAUAGGAACAAUAGAGCAGAAGUCUAGCGAAGACCAAGGGAUAAAGGGCAGAAUUGAGAAAGCUGCAAAUCCAAGCGGCAAGAAGAAACUCAAGAUCUUCCAGCCUGUGAUAGAGGCGCCUGGUGCCUCAAAAUGUAUUGGCCCCGGGUGCUGUCACGUGGCGCAGCCCGACUCGGUGUACUGCAGUAAUGACUGUAUCCUCAAACACGCCGCAGCGACAAUGAAGUUUCUAAGCUCAGGUAAAGAACAGAAGCCAAAGCCUAAAGAAAAGAUGAAGAUGAAGCCAGAGAAGCCCAGUCUUCCGAAAUGUGGUGCUCAGGCAGGUAUUAAAAUCUCUUCUGUGCACAAGAGACCAGCUCCAGAAAAAAAAGAGACCACAGUGAAGAAGGCAGUGGUGGUCCCUGCGCGGAGUGAAGCACUUGGGAAGGAAGCAGCUUGUGAGAGCAGCACGCCGUCGUGGGCGAGCGAUCACAAUUACAAUGCAGUAAAGCCAGAAAAGACUGCUGCUCCCUCGCCGUCACUGUUGUAUAAAUCCCCAAAGGAAGACAGGAGGUCUGAGGAGAAAGCGGCAGCCACGGCAGCCUCAAAGAAAACAGCCCCUCCAGGCUCCACGGUGGGCAAGCAGCCUGCACCUAGAAACCUCGUGCCAAAGAAAUCUUUUGCUAAUGUGGCAGCAGCCACACCAGCCAUUAAAAAGCCACCCUCAGGUUUCAAGGGCACCAUCCCCAAGAGGCCAUGGCUCUCCGCUACCCCAUCGAGUGGUGCUUCAUCUGCCAGGCAGGCCGGACCAGCACCUGCAGUGGCGACGGCUGCCUCCAAGAAGUUCACCGGCUCCGCUGCUUUGGUGGGAGCCAUAAGGAAGCCAGUGGUACCUUCUGUUCCAACGGCCUCGCCAGCCCCAGGACGCCUCGGGGCUAUGAGUGCCGUACCGUCGCAGCCAAAUUCACAAAUCCGGCAAAAUAUCAGACGCUCCUUAAAAGAGAUUUUGUGGAAAAGAGUCAAUGACAGCGAUGACUUAAUCAUGACAGAAAACGAAGUAGGAAAAAUUGCCCUCCAUAUUGAGAAGGAGAUGUUUAACUUGUUUCAAGUUACAGAUAAUCGCUACAAGAGCAAAUAUCGCAGCAUCAUGUUCAACCUGAAGGACCCUAAAAAUCAGGGACUCUUCCAUCGUGUUCUGCGUGAGGAAAUCUCUUUGGCGAAACUUGUGAGACUGAAGCCAGAAGAACUUGUAUCUAAAGAGCUUUCCACGUGGAAAGAGAGGCCAGCAAGAUCUGUGAUGGAGUCCAGAACUAAACUGCACAAUGAAAGCAAGAAGACGGCCCCCAGGCAGGAGGCCAUACCCGAUCUGGAGGACUCUCCGCCAGUGUCGGAUUCAGAGGAACAGCAAGAGUCAGCACGUGCUGUCCCUGAGAAGAGCACAACGCCACUCCUCGACGUCUUCAGCAGCAUGUUGAAAGACACCACCAGUCAGCACCGCGCACACCUCUUCGAUCUCAACUGUAAAAUUUGCACAGGCCAGGUUCCCUCUGCAGAAGAUGAGCCAGCUCCGAAAAAACAAAAAUUGUCAGCUUCUGUUAAGAAAGAAGACUUAAAAUCGAAGCAUGACAGCUCUGCACCUGACCCAGCUCCUGAUUCAGCUGAUGAGGUGAUGCCGGAGGCUGUGCCUGAAGUUGCCUCUGAGCCAGGCCUAGAAAGUGCUUCUCAUCCAAACGUGGACAGAACAUAUUUCCCUGGGCCUCCAGGAGAUGGCCAUCCCGAGCCCUCCCCGCUGGAAGACCUGUCCCCCUGCCCAGCCUCCUGUGGGAGCGGGGUGGUCAGCACCGUCACAGUGUCCGGCCGGGACCCCAGGACCGCUCCGAGCAGUUCAUGCACAGCCGUGGCCUCCGCAGCAUCCCGCCCAGACAGCACCCACAUGGUGGAAGCCAGACAGGAUGUGCCGAAGCCUGUCUUGACUUCUGUGAUGGUGCCCAAGUCCAUACUAGCUAAGCCAUCCUCAUCUCCUGACCCAAGAUACUUGUCAGUUCCUCCGUCACCAAAUAUCAGCACUUCAGAAUCGCGUUCCCCUCCAGAAGGAGACACGACCCUCUUUUUGUCUCGACUCAGCACCAUUUGGAAAGGAUUUAUUAACAUGCAGAGUGUGGCAAAAUUUGUCACUAAGGCGUAUCCCGUCUCUGGGUGUUUCGAUUACCUCAGCGAGGAUUUGCCUGACACAAUUCACAUUGGUGGGAGGAUCGCACCGAAGACAGUUUGGGAUUAUGUUGGCAAACUCAAGUCUUCUGUGUCUAAGGAGCUCUGUCUGAUCCGAUUCCACCCCGCCACAGAGGAAGAGGAGGUCGCCUAUAUCUCUCUCUACUCCUAUUUUAGCAGCCGUGGCCGCUUUGGUGUUGUAGCUAAUAACAACAGGCACGUCAAGGACCUCUACCUGAUCCCGCUGAGCGCCCAGGACCCUGUUCCAUCCAAACUCUUGCCCUUUGAAGGACCAGGUCUUGAGUCACCACGUCCGAAUAUAAUUCUUGGGUUAGUAAUCUGCCAAAAAAUAAAACGUCCCGCAAACAGUGGAGAGUUAGACAAGAUGGACGAAAAGCGGACCCGACUUCAGCAAGAAGAAGCGGAGGUUCCGGCCUAUCCAAAAGUAACCACAGCCCCGCAGUCCGAAAAGAAGCCCUCCAAGUAUCCACUCUACUCUGCAGACGCGGCUGUCAGCACCACACCUCCUGGGUCGCCGCCCCCUCCGCCCCCUCUUCCAGAACCACCGGUGCUAAAAGUGCUGUCAUCCCUCAAACCUGCAGCCACCAGCCCAGCCACAGCUGCCACAACAGCAGCAGCAGCCUCCACGGCAGCUUCCUCCACCGUUUCGUCUGCUUCCAAAACAGCAUCACCGCUGGAGCACAUCCUGCAGACUCUCUUUGGAAAGAAGAAGUCAUUCGACCCCUCCGCCAGAGAGCCUCCCGGGUCCACCGCAGGUCUCCCCCAGGAGCCCAAAACCACAGCGGAGGACGGGGUGCCGGCGCCUCCGCUGUUAGAUCCGAUUGUCCAGCAGUUCGGUCAGUUCUCAAAAGAUAAGGCUCUAGAGGAAGAGGAGGACGACAGGCCAUACGACCCCGAGGAGGAGUACGACCCUGAGAGGGCCUUCGACACUCAGCUUGUGGAGCGAGGGCGGCGCCACGAGGUGGAAAGGGCUCCUGAAGCAGCUGCAGCCGAGCGGGAAGAGGUGGCCUAUGACCCCGAGGAUGAGACCAUCUUAGAAGAAGCGAAAGUCACUGUUGAUGACUUGCCCAACAGGAUGUGUGCUGACGUGAGAAGGAACUCCAUGGAGAGGCCUGCCGAGCCGGUGGCCGGGGCUGCCACGCCUUCCCUGGUGGAACAACAGAAGAUGCUAGAAGAGCUGAACAAACAGAUCGAGGAGCAGAAGAGACAGCUGGAGGAGCAAGAAGAAGCUCUCAGGCAGCAGAGGGCCGCCGUCGGGGUCUCCAUGGCCCACUUCUCGGUGUCGGACGCCUUGAUGUCUCCACCACCAAAGUCGUCCUUGCCCAAGGCGGAGCUGUUCCAGCAAGAGCAGCAGUCUGCAGACAAGCCCGCCUCACUGCCCCCCGCCAGCCAGGCGUCAAACCACAGAGACCCCCGGCAGGCGAGGCGCCUAGCCGCUGAGACCGGUGAGGGGGAGGGGGAGCCUCCCUCCAGGCUCUCGGCACGUGGUGCCCAGGGUGCCCUGCCCGAGAGAGAUGCUUCCAGGGGCGGCCUUGUGGGCCAGGCGCCCAUGCCAGUCCCUGAGGAAAAGGAGCCAGCCUCUUCCCCCUGGGCUUCGGGCGAAAAGCCCCCAGCGGGGUCCGAGCAGGACGGCUGGAAGGCAGAGCCUGGGGAGGGCACCCGCCCCGCCACAGUUGGAGACAGCUCGGCCAGGCCUGCGCGGAGGGUGCUGCUGCCCACACCGCCCUGCGGCGCCCUGCAGCCCGGCUUCCCGCUGCAGCACGACGGUGAGAGGGACCCUUUCACCAGCCCGGGGUUCGUGUCGCAGGACAAGGCUCUCGGCCCAGCCCAGUAUGAGGACCCAAGAAAUCUUCAUUCUGCUGGAAGGAGCAGCAGCCCUGCAGGUGAAACAGAGGGGAACAGAGAGCCACAGGCCAGACCCGGCGAGGGCACCGCCCCGCUCCCCCCACCAGGACAGAAAGUGGGGGGCUCUCAGCCCCCGUUUCAGGGUCAGCGGGAACCUGGACCUCAUGCUUUGGGGAUGUCAGGGCUUCACGGCCCCAAUUUCCCGGGACCGAGGGGGCCAGCGCCUCCGUUUCCAGAAGAGAAUAUUGCUUCUAACGAUGGGCCACGAGGGCCUCCGCCAGCCAGAUUCGGAGCCCAGAAGGGGCCCAUCCCUUCCUUAUUCUCGGGGCAACAUGGGCCACCUCCUUAUGGGGACAGCAGAGGCCCCUCACCCUCUUACCUUGGUGGACCACGAGGAGUGGCACCAUCCCAAUUUGAAGAACGCAAGGAUCCCCAUGGGGAGAAAAGGGAGUUCCAGGACGCCCCGUAUAACGAGGUGACGGGCGCCCCCGCCCAGUUUGAAGGGACAGAGCAAGCCCCGUUUCUGGGAAGCAGAGGCGGCGCGCCUUUCCAGUUCGGAGGCCAGAGAAGGCCGCUGCUGUCUCAGCUGAAAGGCCCCCGAGGCGGCCCCCCUCCCUCUCAGUUUGGAGGUCAGAGAGGACCACCCCCUGGUCAUUUCGUGGGCCCAAGAGGGCCCCAUCCUAGUCAGUUUGAAACUGCCCGGGGCCCUCAUCCCAACCAGUUUGAAGGACCCAGAGGCCAAGCGCCUAACUUUAUGCCAGGUCCCAGGGGCAUUCAGCCUCAGCAGUUCGAAGACCAGAGGGUCCAUUCACCACCAAGAUUCACAAACCAAAGGGCGCCUGCACCCCUGCAGUUUGGUGGACUACGGGGGUCUGCACCCUUUUCUGAAAAAAAUGAGCAGACCCCUUCGCGAUUUCACUUCCAGGGCCAGGCCCCGCAGGUGAUGAAGCCGGGCCCCAGGCCCCUGCUGGAGCUUCCCAGCCACCCCCCGCAGCACCGGAAGGACCGCUGGGAGGAGGCCGGGCCGCCCUCCGCGCUCUCCUCCAGUGCGCCCGGACAGGGCCCCGAGGCCGACGGACAAUGGGCAUCGGCCGACUUCCGAGAGGGGAAAGGCCACGAAUACAGAAACCAGACUUUCGAAGGGAGGCAGAGAGAGCGGUUUGACGCGGGGCCCAAAGAGAAGCCGCUGGAGGAGCCCGACGUCCAGGGCCGGGCGUCCGAGGACAGGAGGAGAGAGCGCGAGCGCGGCCGCAACUGGAGCCGAGAGCGGGACUGGGACCGGGCCCGGGAGUGGGACCGACACCGGGACAAGGACUCCAGCCGGGACUGGGACAGAAACCGGGAGAGGAGCGCCAACCGCGACCGAGAGCGCGAGGCCGACCGGGGCAAGGAGUGGGAUCGCAGUCGGGAGCGGAGCAGGAACCGAGAGCGCGAGCGAGACCGGAGGCGCGACCGGGACCGGUCCCGGAGCAGAGAGCGGGACCGAGACAAGGCCAGGGACAGGGAGCGGGGCCGCGACCGCAAGGACCGGAGCAAGAGCAAAGAGAGCGCUCGGGACCCGAAGCCCGAGGCCUCGAGGGCCUCCGAUGCUGGCACCGCCUCGCAGGCCUAGACGCCCCGGCCGAGCAGAGACCCUUUUUAAAGCCACGUUCGUAAGAUGCGUUGAACAAAUAGCUUUGGAAAUAGCCACGAUCUUAGAUUCAGGAUGGAAUAUUCUGGACUUAAACAUUACUGUAAUUUUGUGUAAAUGGUUUCUUACAAGAUUUCACAUCUUUACAAUUCUGAUGCUUUUUUAAAAAAACUAAACUUUAAUAUUUCCAUUUAAAAUUAAAGAAAUGGGAAAUUGCCUACAGAGCAUAUUGCUUUUCAGAUCAUAGUUAUCUUUUCCAAUAACUUUAUUGUAAAUUUUAAGGGAGUUUCAUUGGACCCUAGAGCCACACCUUCACUGACAUCUCAUCUGUUUGUGUUUCCAAAAGCUGCUUUUACAAGUCUUAGCCGCUGUCCCGGAGGCCGGUGUGGGCGUGACCUGCAGGCGUCCCCCCUGCGGCUAGGCUACGGGAGAAGUGUUAGUAGCUUGUAUCUGGAGUCUUGAGAAACACAAACCUUAUAAAUGCAUCUUUCUUUUGUCAUAAAAUUUGAAUUACAGUUUUCAACUGGGAAACAAAAACACAUUUCUUAGUGUGCUCAGAUUUUAUAUAUCACCUUAUCAAUUUUUUCAAAAACAUGAUUUAAAGCAACAUCUGUCUUGGUAUAAUUGUUGCAUUUUAAAUAACAAUUUAUUGGAAAAUGUUAAGUUUUACCAGCCUAAAAAAAAGUAACAAACCAAUUAAGUGUACUUUGGGGGCGGGUAGGAGUCCUUGAUUUGAAUAAUCAGGAGUUUUGUUCGUCCAAUUUCACCUUCUGAGCAGUUCUUCUGUAUCCCGGGAAAAGUACACUCAGCCCCAAACUGGUAUUUGUCAGACGAUACAUUUAAAAGUUUGUCCUUGAAAGUGGAACAAUACUUGUAUAAAGUCUGAGAUGGGAAAUAGUGAUUAUUAGCUCAAGAACUGCAAAUGAGAUAGGAAGCUGUUCACUGUGAAACAGUCUCUUGCUUGUCGUGUAUUUUUCGAGUACUUCUGAAGUGUGAAGUAAAAAAAUCUGGCUAAUUUAUUUGUACAAAUACACUUUGAUAAUUUUUUAUAUUUUCAUAAACUUUUACAGAUGUAAAAUUAAAGAACUUCACUUGUUCUUUGGAGUCUGUUAUUCCAUUGUACGUCACUACAGAUUUUUCACUUUAUAGCACAGAUUUUUUAAGUUAAGAAAACAUUGAGAAUGUAUCAGUUUGAGAUGUUUGGUGUUGAAAGCCAAGUGUCCAUAGGUUAAAUUACAUUAAAGUAGGUGUCACGUUCCAACAUCUAGUAUGAUGAGAAGGUUUUGUUUGUUUAUAAAGCAAAUUUUUCUAAUUUAAAUACACAAAUGUAAAAAUCAAGUGUGUUUCUUUAGUUUACUUGAUAGAGAUUCCUGUAAAUUGUAUUUUAUAUUGCGGAGGCUUAUAUCACUGUACAUGAGAACAUGGAACGACCUAGGUUUUGUUACUUGCAGUAGAAUAAACAGCUACAGGAAGUUUC
Pongo pygmaeus (Bornean orangutan) is the source of this 12993-nucleotide messenger RNA. It is a transcript of the gene DIDO1, whose product is annotated as death inducer-obliterator 1. The transcript is spliced from 16 exons. Gene Ontology annotation, biological process: apoptotic signaling pathway; DNA-templated transcription. Gene Ontology annotation, cellular component: nucleus. The record is from RefSeq and is a predicted model, not a curated record. Lineage: Eukaryota; Metazoa; Chordata; Mammalia; Primates; Hominidae. Bases 4779 to 11498 code for a protein of 2239 amino acids.